AUGAUGACUGAAGUAGAAACUAUCACACCAUUAAUGCUUGCAUGUCAAAUAUGUAAUGAACAAGAAGUUAAAAAUCUUAUUUCGCAAGGGGUUAAAUUAACGGAAACCGACUAUCAAGGACGUACAGCAUUACACUAUUGUUUUGGACAUACUACAACAACAUGUGCAAGUUUAUUAUUACAGUCAUCAUCGUCAGAUAUAUUAAAUAUACAAGAUAAAGAAGGUUGUUCUACCAUUCAUUUAGCCGUAAUCAAUAGUAAUGAAACUCUCGUACAAUUUUUGUGUGAACAAGGAGCCGAUGUGAGACUUGUUGAUAGUGAAUCACAUACUCUCAUUCAUUGGGCAACAGUCUGUGGUCAUGUUGAACUUUUUAAUAUUCUACUUCAAUACAAUGCACCAUUUCAUACACCGGAUAUAUUUCAUGCUUAUCCCAUCCAUUAUGCAUCACAAAUAUGUGGAGAGGAUACUCUUCUAGAAGAUGAUAUUAGUCGAGACACCGUUAAAAGACUUCAAAUAUUGAACAAGUUAAUUGCAUGUCAUGUACCUGUUGACUGUAUUGAUAAUGAAAGACGAACACCAUUUAUUUGGGCAGCUAGUGCCGGAGCUGUACAGGCUAAUAGGCUACUUUGGAAGUCUGGUGCUGAUCCGUUCCGUGUCGAAAAGGAUGGAUUAACAGCUCUUCAUUGUUCGUCGACUCGUGGAUAUCUCAACUGUAUCAAAUUUUUGAUUGAAGAAUGUAAAUGUAACAUUGAAGCCGAAGAUGUAAACGGAUGUACACCAAUAUUUUACGCUGUGACAAUGGGUCAUGGGCAUGCAUGUAAAGUACUUUUAGAUUUAAAAGCAAAUCCAAAUCAUCAAGAUAAUCGGGGACGAACUCCAAUACAUUGUGCCGCAACCAAAGGAAAUAUUGAGUGUUUAACAUUGCUUGAAAGAUAUCAUGGUAAUAUUUGGAUCAAAACGAAACGUGGCGAUUGCCCGUUACAUGAAGCUGUUAAUGCCAGAGAAACUAAGCUUGUAAGUCAUAUUUUACAAUGCAAUCCGUCAGAAGUAGAUUUUCGAAAUGGUGAAAAUCGAAGUUGUCUACAUAUAGCCGCGUCUAAUGGUGAUAAUAAUAUGUGUGAUACUCUAAUCAAACAUGGAGCGCGAAUUAAUAUUCUAUUACGAACAUCAACGAGUAAUUAUUUGACACCAUUUGAUAUAGCACGAAUUCGUCAACAAGAUUUAUGUGCUAAAUUUCUACUUGAUGCGAGUGGUCAACGAGGUAAUAUCCUUGCUAAUAUGUAUGCACGUUCUAUUCAACGAUAUUAUCGCAAUUAUAAACAUUCUCAAAAACUUAAAACAACACUUUUAUCAUCUGAAUCUUUAAUUGAUUCACCAAAAGAUGUUCAAAUACAAUAUCAUCAAUUAAUGAAUACAGCUGCUAGACGUUGUCAAUUACCAGGGACAAAAAAUACAAUUAUACUAACAGAUUCAUCUACUAAACCUAGUAUGACGUUAACAUCAGAUAGUGGUACCGAGUCUUCAUUUGUUCAUCGACAAUUAAGUCAAAAUUCAUCAAAUUUUGUACCAAUAACAAAAGAUUCAAGUAGUGUUUUAGAAUCUGAAGAAGUAAAACCAUUAUUAGAACAACAAGAACAUUUAAUUAAAGUAGAGUAUUUACCAAAGUUACAUCGGCAAUUAGGUCAUAUUGAAAAAAGAAAACGAAAUGUUAAUAGAGAAAAUACAAUCGGACGAUUAUCAAAUGAUGGGAAAAAAAUAGAGUCAAAAAAAAUUCUUAACAAUAAUCUAAAUGAGAUAUCAACAUCUGUCAAACUAUAUGAACGUCAUAAAUUAAUUGCUCAAGAAUUGUAUAAAAUAAAAUGUGCAAGAAUUAAUAAACAAUAUAUUAUUAUAAAUCAUGCCAUCUACAAUAUUUUGAUGGAAAAUGCAUUUAAUCCAAUGAAUAAGAAAGCGAUUGAUAUUGAAAAAUAUUUGGAAAAAUUAUGUAACCGAUAUGAAAAAGAAGCUGAAACAAUGAACAAACGUUCUAAGAGUGUACCAUCAAAACGUACAUUACAUACCAGUUAUUCAGAAAAAAGAACUUCUUCUCCACGACAUUGUCAUUAUGAACCAAAUAAUAAUAAACCAAAAGUAUCAAGCAAAAAAUCUUUAUCGUUCAGUCGUUGUACAUAUCAACAAAUUGAAUUGAUGAGAGCUUAUCUACCACAAGUAUCAACUGAUGUCUAUGAAAAAUAUUUUGUACAGAAAUAUAAUCAUUUAGAACAAAAAAAUUAA
Molecule: messenger RNA, 2274 nt
Organism: Didymodactylos carnosus
Lineage: Eukaryota; Metazoa; Rotifera; Eurotatoria; Philodinida; Philodinidae
Source: the annotation of a GenBank genome assembly